Messenger RNA from Anopheles cruzii, 1111 nucleotides. It is a transcript of the gene Rad51D, whose product is annotated as DNA repair protein RAD51 homolog 4. Gene Ontology annotation, molecular function: ATP-dependent DNA damage sensor activity; single-stranded DNA binding; four-way junction DNA binding. Gene Ontology annotation, biological process: double-strand break repair via homologous recombination; telomere maintenance; DNA strand invasion. The record is from RefSeq and is a predicted model, not a curated record. NCBI's taxonomy places the organism in Eukaryota, Metazoa, Arthropoda, Insecta, Diptera, Culicidae. The transcript has a single exon. The coding region runs from base 1 to 1002 and encodes 333 amino acids. Gene Ontology annotation, cellular component: Rad51B-Rad51C-Rad51D-XRCC2 complex; centrosome; replication fork.
AUGGCGGCCACUCCGUUAACAGCAUCUUUACAUCCAACACUCACUGAGUAUGUAAUAAAGCUGUUGCGGCAAAGUCGCAUAACGACCGUGUACAGCUUUGUUCAAAUCGAUAGCGACCGGCUAUCGAAAAUCACCAACCUGAACGGGAGAAGCAUCGUCGACAUUAAAAGAAGUCUAGCAAAGCGCUUCUCUGGAUCUCUAAUCUCUAAAGCUGCAUUGAUCAAAAGAGGAGCAGCGAGCGUCAUAACGACCGGAACGUCGGAUGUGGAUAAAUUACUACAAGGCGGUCUUCGGCCAGGCCAUAUCUACGAAUUAUGUGGUGAAUCGUUCACAGGAAAGACCGAACUUUGCCUGUCUAUUGCUGCACACGUAGCCUACACACAUCGUCGGAUGGUGUACUACAUCGACACCAAGUGUGACUUUUCCGCUACCAAAAUCCAGCACUUGCUCGAGCAGCAGCACCGCGGGUUAAUGGGGCGCGAUCUUGCACACGUUAUGAAUCGAAUCAAAGUAGAGCGUGUCUUCUCGCCGGAACAGCUAGUACAAGUAGUAGCAGAUCUGGCCAAUACUGAUGCCUCGAAAGUAAUGGCCACACCAAUGUUGCUCAUCAUCGAUUCACUACCGGCGCUCUGGUUUCUGUUUCAUGACUCGAAAAGCUAUUCCCAACCUGCGGGUUUGCUGACGAAGCUUCUGUGCUACUUGCGUAAGUUCGCGGCGCAGCAGUUAGUUUCAGUAGUGCUCGUUAAUAUAGUGGUUCAAGCAUAUGGAAAGGAAAGACGAAGAAGACCUCGGCAGGUUGGACCUCGGCUUGCCUCGGCAGGUUUCCAUCCCGCUCUGGGCAAACACUGGAGAAACGCUCCCGGAACAAGGCUUUUGCUGCAGAAGAACGAGAACAAAGUCUUGAUUCGUGUGUGGAAAAGUAGCUACCUUCGCUCGAAGGCCCAUAAAGAGGUUCGGAUAACUGAUGCUGGUUUUGUGUCUAACGCAACUGAAGACAAUUAAAAGGAGAAUGAUAGAAGCGUCUAUUUCUAAUCGCAUUACUGAUGAACUUGUCGGCUGUAAAUAAAACAUAUAUCUCGUUUCCCUAACGCGUAUCUUACAGAUGGCUAAU